CUCGACUCUUUGAUGUCUAAUAACAACAGAUUGUUUAGUCAUAUUCUCCAAUUCGCCAUACAUAGCAAAAGUCCGUGAACGAAGAUCCUGCAUAGCGUUUAACAAUUCAACAGGUAAAAUGCCUUUGAGAGACUCCGCUUCACUUUCAUCAAUCGGAAUGGGUAUUUUAAGGUUCCGUCUUUGGUUAUAGAGCUUGCAAGACCGUGCAAUUAUAUCCAACAUGUAUCUACUCAUACCAUAACUCCUUUCAAAGCUUUCAUAAUGUUCGCUGUUGAGUUUUUCAUCAGUUUCCAUAUCGAACCACCAAGAUUGAUUAUCAUCACCGAGCAAUUGAGGAGUUUCACCUGUCGUUAGGCAAGCAAAUACUUCAUGAGCAGUUAAUUCUUCUAAGAAUGUCUUCCUAAUAAAUAAAGACUUUUUCGAUACGUUAUGCAUCAAACGAAGAUUCCUAUCUAAGCCAAGCAUAGCGGCUGGACCACCUAAAUUCCUCACUAAAGCCAAUGCAACGUUCAUACUUUGUCUCCAAUCGACACUGGCACUUAAAACAUCAUAUUUGAGCACAGCGAUGAAUGCUAAAAGUGACAUGUCAACGUCCUGAUUAUUGUGAGCAUCAUUCAAUAGUGGCAUCAUGACUUGUUUUAGCGCCAUACUUUUAAGGUGCUUCGACAAAUUGAGUUCUUGACUGGCCUCCAAACCUUGCUUUUGACGUAUGAAGUGCAUAUGAGUAGCUGAAAUGGCUAAAAUACCAUAUGUGAUAGCGGCUUGAUUUGAAUUUAAAACCAAAGGUAUUGACAAAGCUAGAAAAGGAUUCUUAGGUUCAUUUAUAGCGCAAAGUAACUUCUUAGAUUCGCUGAGGAAGUUGUGUAAUAAUUGACGGGAUUGAGGAUUGGCAUUGAUAAUGCUAUUCGAAUGUUGGAAACUGUCAUUAAUUAAAGGUGGCAAAGAGCUAGGGGAUGAAGUUGAUGUCGCUGGUGAUGGUCUAUUAUAGACAUAUUCAUUCUCUGUGUUUCCAUUGAGUAUGGGAGGUGAAGGAAAAAAAGGCGGAGGUGAUACAUAGUUAGCAUAUUCACUUGCGAACGCAGGAGGAGAAUUCGUUCCUACCAAGUUACCUGUGAGACGUUAGUAAAACUUUCUAACCGACGCCUACCCCACUCACUGUUGAAGGAGCUAAAAGGGACAGAGACGGUAGACAUAGUACUGGUGUUCAUCAUAGCUGGGUCUAAUUGAGGAGGGAGCAUCCUUGAAGUAGCUGGAUCAAAGAAGGAAGUUGGAGGAAGAGCUGAUGACCCUGAAGGUAAGACAGACAUAGCCGAGCUGGUUGAAGGUACCGGUAAAGUGUUCUGAGUGAUUGGUUGAACUGAUGGGAGAUGAUGUUGGGAUGAAGAGUCGUAAAUAGCCGGUAGAGCUAACUCUUCAGAUUCUACUUUAACGUCUGGGGCAGAUUGGAUGAGCUGAGCAAGCAAUUUGCUGCCAAGAAGGGCUUGAAGACGUUUUAGAGAAAGUUCAGGGUCAGCGAAAGGAUCAAUGUAGGUUGUUUGAUAGUUCUGCUUCGUGCGCUCUGUAUGGCUUGAUGUCUCGGGUGGCUCCACCGAGCGAGCAGAAGUCGAAGGACUAGAUACUUUCCUACGCUUGUUAUUCUGAGUUUCAUUUGGAUUAGGGUAAGUGCAUUCUCGACCGAGACUUGUGCACUUUAAGCAAACAGGGGUCAUCAUAUCGCAUUUGACCUUUCGCUUGCGGCAGGUAAGACAGCCAUCCCUUGAGCGCUUAAACUUGGGUCUUUGAGAUUUAUUAGAUGCAGUAUUAGCGGACUCGCUUGGCAACCUGUCAUUCUGAGUGAUUAUUUCUGUAAGCGAAGAUUUAGUUAGUAAGCGAAUAGAAGAAGGAAUAAGCGAAAUAAGCUCACCACUAAGUCGGGGUAGUGAAUCUUGUACAGCUGGAUGAGUAGAUCCCAUUAGAUUGAUCAUAUUUUGCACUGGAUGCGAAUUAGCAUCAGAGGACAUUAUAGUGGAGUGAGUUGAAGGAAAGAGGAUACCAAAAAAGUCUAUGAAAAUAGCUAUAUAGAAUCUGCUAUAGAAUUUAUAACUAUUCUUUCUCUAGUCUGCCCCUUUCUUAUCAAUUUACGGCCAGAAUGUCGGACGGAUACUGGCUGGACAGUAUAGAUAGCAAAGGAUUAGAAGGCCAGGCGCUGUUUGAACAUAGAAGGAAAUUAUGGACUCAGCCUACGAAAAAGACAGAGGGUAGAUUACAAGAGAGAAGAGAUAAUCCUGGAUUUAGAAAGCUUAUAGAGCUGAUUGAUAGCGCAAAAGAUAGAGAGAACUUCACGGAUAUUUGGGACAAGGGAAUUAGGAACAUAUACAAUAACCUAGUCCAGGGACAGAGAUUAUCGCAGCCUCUACCGUUGGAGAUAAUAGUACAAGUCGUAUGCAAAGCUGCCUGGGUUGAACUCGGUAUUUGGCCCUUGGACUACGUGAAAACACCAGAUCCAGCACCAAUUGUACCGCGAGCGUUUAUGAAUAUAAAUUAGUUAGGGGAUAUUAAUAUAACACCAUCUCCUCUGAUAUACAACAUUGGCAUAGAUCUCUUCACAAACCUCGUCGUUGACUCUAAAGUGGUAGAAUCUACGUCUACGACGGUGACGAACUCGUCUACAUUUCCUAAUAUCAAGUUCAUGUGUGAAUCGUAUGCGUGUAAUACACCGAUCAGCUCCCUAUCACCUCUCAAUUUAACCUUGAUUUGUUCAUUCAAACUCAGCCUGACGAGGUCUAACGGUUCUUUAAUAGCUUCUGUCAUCGACGUCCUAUUGAUAGAAUGACAAAACAGAAAUUCUAUUGCGAUUAUUGCGAUGUUUUCCUUACACACAAUUCAGCUGCAGUUAGAAAAGCUCACAAUUCUGGUAGAAACCAUCUAAUAAACGUAAAAGAUUACUAUGCUUCCCUCGGUCACGACAAAGCACAAUUCAUCAUCGACGAAAUCUGCAGGAUACAUGAAUCUGGAUUAGCUAGACCACCACCAACGCUUAACAAAUUCAAUGGUCCAGCUGGUUUAACUGCACCUCCAAUGAUGCGUCCACCACCUCCAGGUGCUCCUCCAGGUGUUAGACCAGCAUUCCCAGGAAUGCGUCCACCAUUUAGACCGCCUCCACCACAAUUCAGACCACCACCAC
This is a messenger RNA of Wallemia mellicola CBS 633.66, 3163 nucleotides long. RefSeq lists its product as hypothetical. Bases 2129 to 2524 code for a protein of 131 amino acids. The record is from RefSeq and is a predicted model, not a curated record. NCBI's taxonomy places the organism in Eukaryota, Fungi, Basidiomycota, Wallemiomycetes, Wallemiales, Wallemiaceae. The transcript has 7 exons.